Molecule: messenger RNA, 1822 nt
Organism: Paramecium pentaurelia
Lineage: Eukaryota; Ciliophora; Oligohymenophorea; Peniculida; Parameciidae
Source: the annotation of a GenBank genome assembly
AUGAAUAAUUUUUUNUUAGGAGAAUUUAAUGUUUUAAAUGGUUGUUUGACUUGUUAAUCUACAUAAGGGUUUUAUUCUGUUAUAUACAAUGCUACAAAAUGUUCAAUAUUUGAUAAAACCAAAUUUGAAGCCAUUACUUCUAACAAUAUUAAAUUGAAACCUGGAUAUUGGAGACCUCAUCAGGAAUCUGAUUUAGUGAAUGAUUGCUUCAAAAAUAUUGAAUCAUGCAAAGGUGGUUGGGCUGUUGGUGAUGAUAUUUGUAAAAUUGGGCAUAUUGGAGGAUUAUGUGAAGAGUGUGAUAAGCAUAAUACUAGAGGAGAUGGAUAUUAUUUUAAAAAUGAUCAAUUUACUUGUUUAAAUUGUAGCAAUUUUUCUAUUAACAUAUUAUCUUUGGUUCUCAUAACAAUUUGGUAAUAAAUUAAUUCUAAAAUAGGGUCUUUCUAUCAGCUUUUAUAACAUUAACUAGUGUAUAGAAAACUAAUUAACUCUUUGCUUCAUUAAAACUCACUUAAAAUUUUGCUCAUAUCCUGUUUAAGAUGAAUAUAAGUAUUUGUUUAAUAAAUAUUAUUUUUAGAUUAAGAGAGUAUCUUAUUAAAGUUAUUGCUUAAUUAUAUUUGGAUAUUUUCUGUAAUUUUUACUUUUAACAUUCAAUUUUCUUUUUCAUUUAUUUUUGUUAACUAGAUGAGUGAUACAUCAUAUUUCCUUACUCGUAAUUUAGAUUGUGAAAUUUCAUAAUCAUUUGAAACAGAAUUAAUAUACAUAAGAGUAUUAGGAAUGUUUACUCUAAUCAGUUUAUAAAUCUUCAUUAUUUAAUUAACAGUCAACAUUUUUAUUAUGCUUACAAAAGGAAAAUUCAGUAGUAACAUAUCUUCAAUUACAAUAAUUUAUUUAUAUAUAUAAAACUAUGCUGCAUUAAUCAAUUAGUAUGAUUUUAUAAUGAUUUAAGGCUUUUUUCAAUUUUGGCCAAAAGGGAAAUCUCCAGGAUUGAUUACGUUUAAGGAGAUGUAUCUCUCCUAUUUUAGUCACUUAAUCACUAGGCAUGGAUUUAUAAGUUUGCUUUACCACUUUCAUUACUGAUAGGGUUAAUUUUACCAAUAUCAUUACUUUUAUUUUUGUACAAGAAAAGGAAUUUUUUUGAUAAAAUAUAAUUCAGAAGACAUAUUGGUUAUUUAUUUAAUGAAUAUAACACCAAUAGCUCUUUUUGGGAAUGGGUUAAAUUAUGGAAGAAAACCAUCAUUAUAGUCAUUUUGAUAUACUUUGAAACUAAUAUAUUUUUAAAAGGAAUCUUGAUUGCAAUGUGCUUAAUGAUCUAUUAAAUCAUCACAUCAUCAUUUUUGCCUUACAUUUAUCCAAAAUUAAAUAAAUUGGAUUUGAGUUCAGGAUAAUUUUGUUCAAUAGCAAUUUUCUUAGCUGCAGUUUAAUAUAUUUGUGAAUAGUAAGGAGACUAAAUCUUAGCACAAAUUUUGUAAAUUUUAAUAGCCCUUAUUUGCUUUAGAUUUAGUUUUCCAUAUCUUUUUGAUAUUAUCUCUGCUUAUUAUAAAAAAUACAAAGAAAAUUUUUUGACAUACCUCAUAAUUAUAUUAAAAAAAUUAUUUCCUUAAUCAAGUUUAAUCUGGAAAUUUAAUGAUAUUAUAGAUUAAUGGAGAUAAAAGAAUUCUAGGAUAGAUAGAAAUUUCAAAUAAUUGCGAAAGCUUACAAUUUCAAAAAAACGCUAAGAGAAAAAAGAGUAUAUAUUUUAUUUUAUUUAAGGCAAUAACAAAUUUAUACAACAUUAUCCCUUAAUAAAGUCGGGGAGGCCAAAUUAAAACUGUUGAAAUAAUGA